UCAAACGCCCCUCAUCCGAUCGCAGAGAGCAAAGCACUGAACCAAAACUAACACCACAUCAAGGAGAGGCAAAGAGGAAGAGGAAGAGGAAUGGAGGUUUUCUCGUUACGAUCUCUACCUUGUGCAGCUCGACCCCCCUCGAGAACUUGGAAAAGGGCUCUCGUAGAGCGACUCGCUGCCGUCUCCGGCCGAUCCCUUCCGGCCCCAGGGAAACCCUCGAGGUGCCCUCGCGAUGGAAACCCUCGAUCCCUCUGCUCCCGGCCUCGGGCUUCCGCGGCAGUUUCAUCCGAUGCCAAGGCCGGGGAAGUAAGUAAACAGGAAAUGAGCUCGAAGGAUAAAGAUCUUGUGUUUGUUGCUGGUGCAACCGGUAGAGUUGGUUCACGUCUUGUAAGGGAGCUUCUGAAAUUUGGGUUUCGAGUGCGAGCAGGAGUCAGGAGUGCGCAAAGAGCAGAACCACUAGUACAGAGUGUUCAACAAAUGAAGCCUGAUGUCGGAACCGGACCUUCAGGAACUGAACCUGCAGCGAAGCUCGAACUCGUUGAAUGUGACCUUGAAAAACAAGGUGACAUAGGACCAGCAAUAGGUAAUGCUUCCACGGUUUUGUGCUGCAUAGGAGCCAGUGAGAAGGAGAUUUCUGACAUAACAGGACCAUAUCGAAUCGACUAUAAAGCUACCGAGAACCUUAUAAAAGCUGCAACUGUUGCAAAAGUUGACCACUUCAUUCUGCUUACAUCUUUGGGAACAAAUAAGUUUGGGCUUCCAGCUGCAAUUCUAAACUUGUUCUGGGGAGUCCUCUUCUGGAAAAGGAAGGCAGAAGAAGCAUUAAUUGCCAGUGGUCUACCUUACACAAUAGUAAGGCCAGGGGGGAUGGAACGACCCACAGACUCUUAUAAGGAGACUCAUAAUAUUGUCCUUGCUAAUGAGGAUACUUAUUUUGGUGGACAAGUCUCCAACCUUCAGGUUGCAGAACUCAUGGCAUUCAUGGCGAAAAAUAGAAAGAUCUCAUACUGCAAGGUUGUCGAGGUGAUUGCUGAAACAACUGCACCACUGCUGCCUAUGGAUGAGCUUCUUUCCAAGAUUCCUUCACAACGGGAACCACCGGCUGAGAUUGUGAAGGAUGUUGCACGUUCAAGUACUGAACCGAAACCUACCAAGUUAGUUGUGGAGGAAGAACCUGAAAAAACCGAAGGACAGAAGACAAGACCACUUUCUCCUUACUAUAUGUAUGCUGACCUGAAGCCGCCAAGCUCUCCAACUCCCAUCCCAAGUGCUACACCUGGAAGUUCAAAAGAGAAACAGGUGGAGUUUGUACAAGCUAAAUCAGAGCCUGAACCUACAUCAGCUUCCUUAAGUGCAUCCAAAUUGUCUGAAGAUGUUGCCAAGAAGGAAGCUGGCCAAGUUCUAGCCCAGAAAACUAGGCCUCUCUCUCCUUAUACAGCGUAUGAAGAUCUGAAACCACCUUCCUCUCCAUCCCCAGUGGACUGUAAAGCUACAACAAAUCCAGUCAUUCCAGAGUCUCCUGAAGUUCCACAUGGUAACUCGAGUUACCGGUCACCAUUUCCCGUGUACGAAGAUUUAAGGCCUCCGGCUUCACCGGCACCAUCCUUGCCAAAAUAUUAGCACGAAGAUGAGAAGCAAAGUACAUAUGACUACAUUUAUCUCUGGAAGACACAAGCUCACAAAAAGUUUCUAGCCGAGUUCCAGAAGAUCAACCAUUUCUGGAGAUGGAUGCGAGUUAAUUUUCAUGCAGAAGACAAAUUUAUUUGCAUUGCUUAUAUUGUUAUAUAUUUCUUUCCUGUUGCCCAUGUAUAUCAAUUCGCUGAGCUACUGUCAGUGCAGUUUUAGCUGGAGACAAAAUAAUCGAAGUCCUUUUAGUUUCUCUUCA
This is a messenger RNA of Musa acuminata AAA Group (dessert banana), 1885 nucleotides long. RefSeq names its product protein TIC 62, chloroplastic. The coding region runs from base 91 to 1620 and encodes 509 amino acids. NCBI's taxonomy places the organism in Eukaryota, Viridiplantae, Streptophyta, Magnoliopsida, Zingiberales, Musaceae. The record is from RefSeq and is a predicted model, not a curated record. The transcript is spliced from 14 exons.